This is a messenger RNA of Menidia menidia (Atlantic silverside), 2775 nucleotides long. NCBI's taxonomy places the organism in Eukaryota, Metazoa, Chordata, Actinopteri, Atheriniformes, Atherinopsidae. The record is from the annotation of a GenBank genome assembly.
GUGGUUUUGGUGGGCUCCUCCAUGAACGAGCGGGACCAGAUGCUGUUCAUCAGCACGGACGAGGGCUCUUCCUUCCAGCGGCAGUCCGUCGCCUUCACGCCCGACACACUCCUGUUCCACCCCAGGGAGGAAGACAAGCUCUUGGCGUACUGCAAGGACGGCAGGCUGUUGGCUUCAACAGAUCUGGGACGCAAGUGGACGUUGCUUCAGGAAAGGGUCACCAAGGGCCGGAUUUUCUGGUCUGUGUCCGGCGUGGACGGGGAUCCGGAUCUGGUCCACAUGGAAAUGCGAGACACAAGUGGAGGAUUCCUGUAUGUUACCUGUCUCAUCCAGAACUGCUCAGACAAGAUGGUGACGGCCCAGUUCCUGGGUAAAAUCGAUCACAACUCGCUGCUGGUGCAGGACGACUACAUAUUCGUUAAGGUCACCACAGGGAAUCGCACCAAGCACUACGUGUCCUACCAACGCAACGAGUUUGUCCAGAUGAGGUUUCCAAAGUACGCCCUGCCAAAGGACGUUCAGGUGGUGAGUACCGACGAGAACCAGGUCUUCCUCGCUCUGCAGGAGUGGUACCAGACCGACACGUACAACCUGUACCAGUCCGACCCCCACGGGGUCUACUACUCCAUCGUCCUGGAAAACGUGCGCAGCACCAAACAGCCGGAGGAGAACGUCCUCAUCGACAUCCUGGAGGUGCGCGGAGUCAAAGGGGUCUUUCUGGCCAAUCAGAAGAUCGAUGGAAAAGUGACGACGCUUAUCACCUAUAACAAAGGGCGCAGCUGGGACCCUCUGACCCCACCCGCCACCGACAUGAACGGCAAACCAGUCAGCUGCAAAGCGCCGGAUUGCCACCUCCACCUCCACCUGCGCUGGGCCGACAACCCCUAUGUGUCCGGGACCGUCCACACCAAAGACUCGGCUCCAGGCCUCAUCAUGGGUGCCGGUAACCUUGGAUCCAAGCUGGUUGAAUACAAGGAAGAGAUGUACAUCACUUCAGACUGCGGGAAGACGUGGAGACAGGUUUUCGAAGAGGAACAUCACAUUCUGUAUCUGGACCACGGAGGAGUCAUUGUCGCCAUAAAGGACACCUCUAUUCCCCUCAAGAUACUCAAGUUCAGUAUUGAUGAAGGCCGGACGUGGAAUGUUCACAACUUCACCAGCACCUCUGUCUUCGUGGACGGCCUCCUUAGCGAGCCGGGAGACGAGACCCUGGUCAUGACCGUGUUCGGCCACAUCAGCUACAGGUCAGACUGGGAGCUCGUUAAGGUGGACUUUAGGCAGUCUUUCCCUCGACAGUGUACCGAGUCUGAUUACGAGUCUUGGCAGCUCACAGAUCUCCAGGGAGACAAGUGCAUCAUGGGCCGGGAGAGGACAUUCAGGAAGAGGAAGGAAACCUCAUUCUGUAUCAAAGGGAAGAGCUACGCCUCCGCUAUCACCAGCAAGCCCUGCCAGUGCACGGAGAAAGACUUCAACUGCGACUACGGCUUCGAGCGCUCACGAGUGGAAGGAGACCGCUGCUUCGCCGACUUCUGGUACGACCCGGAUUCGCCGCCCGAGGACUGCCAUCUCGGACAAAACUACGAGUCCAGCACUGGAUACAGGAAGGUGAUAUCUAACGCGUGUGAAGGGGGGCUCAACAAGCAGCAGAGCUCCAAACAGCACAGCUGUCCGCUGCUAGCCCCCAAAGGCCUGCAGGUGGGCAUAAAGGGGCAAAUGCUGGCCGUGGCUCCGGGUGACGACAUCACGUUCAUGGUCCAUCAGGAGCAGGGCGACACCAGCAGCACCAAGUACCAGGUGGACCUGGGCGACGGGGUCCGAGCCAUCUACCAGAACCUGACGGUGACCGACGAGCCCAUCCAGCACCGCUACGAGAAGCCCGGCGUUUACCGGGUCACCGUGAGGGCAGAGAACGUGGCCGGACACGACAAGGCCACCAUGUACAUCCAGGUCACAGCCCCUCUACAGGAAGUGCAUCUGGAGGUGGUCCCCAUCGCGGGGAGAAACCAGGAGGUCAACCUGACCGCCGUCGUCCUUCCCGCCGAGGCCAACCUGACCGUCUUCUACUGGUGGAUCGGAGACAGCUUACAGCCCAUGCUGACUCUGAAGAACAGUCUUUUGACCCGUUUCUCAGAGGCCGGAGACGUUUCCGUCACCGUCCAGGCGUCCAACGGCCGCACAAUGGUGCAGGACACCAGGACAGUCAGAGUCUACGAUGACUUCCAGGUCAUCCCUCUGAGCUUCAGCAGAAACCUGGACAGCUACAACCCAAACAUUCCAGUGUGGAGGGAGGACAUUGGCCAAGUGGUCACCAAACUCCUGGCAAAGCGUAUUCCAGCCAUCAUGCAGGCUUUUAGUGACAAGAACGUCAGCUUCAUGGUCAGAGGAGGUCUCAGAGUGUUGGUGAUGCUGGCCGACCCAAACGCAGGAAACCGGGGAGCAGCUGGAAGUCCGGGUAUUUGGGCCCUAGCGGUCCUAUUCGUAAUUAGCAUCAUUGCCACUGGUUCCUUCAUCCUUUACAAGUUCAAAAGGACUGAGGAGGCCUAUCCGCCGCUGUUUUUCAGGAAGCUCCCGGGCAGCCGCAACGUCUACGCCCAGAUGCACAACGAGAAGGAGCAGGAGAUGACCAGCCCCGUCAACCACAGCGAGGACACGCAGCACAUCAUCCAGGGCGAGGAGUUCAUCGACGACGACCUGGACUCGCAGACCCUAGGUAACCCCGGAGGUAGCCCCGCCUUCCGCUCCCUUAUAAGGACUACCACUAACCACUGCUACUAA